AUGAGGUCCAACAGUGUGAAGUUCGCGCUCUUGCUCUCCGUUCUGUGGGGUACGACUUACUCCAGCACCAGCGUGGUUGAGCGUCAAGAAGUCCCCAAUGUAUUGGUCACUAUUCAGGGUCUUGGAACAGUUCGUGGUUCUACCGAUUGGACUGCUCGCACUAAUCAAUCGAUUUCGAGCUUCUAUAACAUCCCGUACGCUGAACCACCGACCGGCGCUCGGCGGUUCAAAGCUCCUGUCAAGGUUGCUGCGUGGACUACGGAACGAGAUGUUACUCAACCCGGUCGAGAAUGUCCCCAACCGGUUGAAGGACUUAAUCAGGACAAUGAAGAUUGUUUAACUCUAUCGGUGUUUACGAAAAAUACGGAAGGUAAUUAUCCGGUGAUGGUUUACAUUCACGGUGGUUCUUUCUACACGGGAUCGGCCGCCAAACACCCGCCAAAUUAUCUGCUGGAACGGGAUGUUCUCCUAGUAGCGAUUCAGUACCGUCUUGGUGCCCUCGGUUUCCUCUCGACGUUGAGUAAUACCAUACUGGGAAAUGCUGCGAUGUUGGAUGUGAUUAUGGCUCUACAAUGGGUACAUGACCAUAUCGCGGAUUUCGGUGGAAACCCACAGAACGUUACUGUAUUUGGACAAUCCGCUGGGGCAGCCGCAGUCUCCGCACUCUUGUACAGUCCGCUAGUUCCGCAGAAUCUCUUCAACAAGGUCAUUGUGCAAUCAGGUGGAUCUAUUUCUACUUGGGCAGUUGAUUCCAACCCGAAAGAAAAUGCUCAAGAUAUUGCCAAACAUGCCGGUUGCAUGGAGGAACUUUCACUCGAAGGAACCGAACAGUGUCUGAUGAUGGUUCCCACUAAGCAACUUGUUAACGCUUUACUGAUACAUCGAGCCAACAUAUUCGCCGCUGGCAAAGAACACAUCAGUGGUUUUGGUAUGGUGGUAGGAGGGCCAUCAAACUUUCUCACCAAAAAACCAUUCGAAAGUGUUCGCCAAGGUGAAACUCGCAAAGAUGUUCGAAUGAUGGCUGGAGUCACCAAACAGGAUGGAUCAUUUCUUCUCGGCGAAGUGUACGAUUACUUAUUAGCUAGUCAGCUAGUGAAUGACUCCAAAUUCCUCCAAUACGACCUGGUGGAUACUUUGAAUCGUCUCCUAGGCUUGGAGGAGGAAACAGGAGCACUAACGGCGUUCGAAAUCGAUGCGCUUUUCGGUUCGGAAGAUCUCCAGAGUGCCAAUUUCUCUGUGAUGGCUAAAGGAUUGAUUGAUAUUUCUGGAGCGAUCAUCGUGAAAGGACCGGUUCUCAGGGAUGUUCAGGCGAACGUGAAGUACAGUGACAUGGAAACAUAUUUGUACACUUUUGAUUACGAUGGAGAACACACUAAAUUUGGAUAUGGAGUGAACAUUUCGCAUUAUCCAUACGAAGGAGGAAUUUAUCACUCGGAUGAGAAUAUUUAUCUAUUUCCACAUCCGGCUGAGAUGACCGAGCUUAACGCUGCGGAUACUCGAAUGUCGGAAACCAUGGUUGAUUUGUGGACGUCAUUUGCGAUCGAUGGGGUCCCGCAGUCUGCUAAUGUUCAGGAGUGGCCUUCAGUGGAUAGUUUAUUCGGACCGUAUCUGCACAUCGAUUCACCGACGAGUGUUGGUGAUAAUUUUUAUCGUGAAUUUUCUGCAACCGCCAGGGAUAAUCCGAGUGCAGCUAAUGCAAACAUUGUCACGGCUUCCUUACUAAUCGUUACCAGUUUUGCAGCUUUUUUCGGAUGGAUUUGAAUGCGUUCCCGAACAUAGGAUAAACAUCGGUCAGCUCAAAGUACAA
Molecule: messenger RNA, 1807 nt
Organism: Wyeomyia smithii (pitcher-plant mosquito)
Lineage: Eukaryota; Metazoa; Arthropoda; Insecta; Diptera; Culicidae
Product: glutactin-like
Exons: 5
Coding region: 1-1761 (586 amino acids)
Source: RefSeq, a predicted model, not a curated record